Messenger RNA from Olea europaea var. sylvestris, 773 nucleotides. RefSeq lists its product as uncharacterized. NCBI's taxonomy places the organism in Eukaryota, Viridiplantae, Streptophyta, Magnoliopsida, Lamiales, Oleaceae. The record is from RefSeq and is a predicted model, not a curated record. The transcript has 2 exons. Bases 257 to 583 code for a protein of 108 amino acids.
CCAAAGCCAGCAUCUCCCCCGAAAUUCCUUCCAAAAUCUCAACUUUUCCUUUCUAAUUCCACCGCCAAUUUCCAAUCACUGCUUGCUCGUUUUUCCCCUCCCAAUUCUUCCAGUAAAAUUCAUUCCCUUCUUGCUCAUUCUUUUACCAAAUAUCACAUACAUUUCCUCAUAUACAUACCCGCUCAUUCUGUAGAGUAACAGCAUUUUCUCACUGUUAAUUCUCAAAACUCAAAUUGAAAUUCACUCGAAUUUAAAGAUGUCACAUCGAGUAAGAUGGAAUUCCAUGCCUAGGGUUCCUAGGUUGCAAGAUGAGGAGGACAAUGGCUGGACUGAGGCUGGUUUUGAGGAUACCAAUAUAUCUCUUUCUUCAGAAGACAAUGAUAGACCUGAUGGUAGGAAAAUGGGUCCUAACCACGGUACUAAUGGUUGUCCAGAUGAAACUGGAAGAAUUCCUUUAAUUAUGGGAGACGACAGGAGAACAAAGUGGAGAAAGCAUGGAAUUCUGCCUCAAUUGAUCGACUGCGAGACAUAUUUUAUUUGGCUCGAACUAAGGCUAAGGAAAGAAGUGGAUCUGAAAAUGUAGCUAAUUGGAAGGAUAUGGACCACCAUGGUUAAGUGUAGAGCAUUGGAAUGAGAUAAUUGAUAAACUUCGGAACAUUGAAGGAUGGAAGAAGAAAUCUAAACUUGGCCAUGACAACUGACUCACCGUAAAGUCAGUAACCAUUAUUAAGCACACUGCUGGCUUAAUAACAAUUGCUGCCCACAAGCUGAGG